AUGAGUUAUAUUGAAAAUGUUAGAUCACUUUUAGAGGACAUCGAAGUUAUUGAAGAUGCUAUCUCUAAAAGGUUUCAAAGGAAUCCAGAGGUUUAUUACUAUUAUUCACAACAAUUGAAUGAUAUUAACGGUGGAGGUGAGGAAACCAAGACUGUGGUUAGUAAUCGAAGUUCGAAUAGGAUCUAUAAAUCCAGAAAGCAUAAGAGAGAUAGAAAGCAAGUUAUUUUGCAACAAUAUGAGACUAAUGAAUUUAUAAAAGAUAUUAGAUCAAAACUGAAUGAAAUUAGAGAAAUUAAUGUUACUAAGGAGAGCAAUGGGAUCAAAUUAGAUAGAUAUGUGGAACUGAUGGGAAGUAUUGACACCAAAUAUGAAGACAGUGUUUCUGAUAAUCAACAAUUGCCAAUUAACAAAACAAUAUUUCAAUAUUCAAUGUUUACAAGUUCAAAUUCUAAGAAUAAACCCAAUAAUAUAUUGUCAGAUAAAUGUAAAUAUCUGGAGAUCAAUGACUACUUUACCCGAGAUGAACAAUAUGGUGAGUAUUUGGAAUUAGAAAGAUUUUAUAAUAAUUGGCUAAAUGUCAUAAAAUCUGCUAAUUGUUCAAUAUUGCAAUAUAUGUCAAUAAUUGAAAAAUUCUUAGAUUCAGCACAAUAUAUUUUACAACCACCAAUGGAUAGGAAGAAUGAACGGUAUUUGAAGUUUUUAGAGAUAAUAGAAACCUAUCUUACAAGUUUUAUUAAAAAAACAUAUGUACUUAUAGAUUGGGAAGAAGAGGCAGAAGUAUUAAAAUAUGAUUAUGAGAUCGAAUGUACAAAAUCUCUUAUGAAACAAGGUAAAGGAAAUUUUUGUAGAUUAUGUGGUAAAUGGUUUAAGACAGAGUCUGUUUUUGAAAAUCAUUUACCUGGUAAGAAUCAUGUUAAGAACUAUAAGAAAUACUAUGAUGAAUAUUUUAUAGAAUUCAAAAUUCAUCGAAUCCUCAAUUGGUUAAGCAAAGAGUUUGAAGAAACUAAACUAUUCCUAGAGAGAAAGCUAGCCUUUACAAGCGACGAAAGAAUAAAAGAGAUUGAUAGAAUGACAGAAGUGUAUGAAAGGCCAGCAUACUCAGUGGGAGAACCAGAAGAAGGAAAACCAAAUGAAAAUUCGAGCAAAACAUCUUCCAAUAAAAACGAUAUAAUCAAUGGAUCAUUUGAUAUGCCAUUAGGACCAGAUGGCUUACCGAUGCCAUAUUGGUUAUAUAAAUUGCAAGGUUUAGAUAUGACGUAUAAAUGUGAAAUCUGCGCAAACACGAUAUACAAAGGUAGAAGAACGUUUGAGAAACAUUUUUCCGAAACCACGCAUAACUACCAUUUACGCUGUCUUGGAAUUGAACCAUCCAGUGCAUUCAAGGGCAUUGUGAGUAUCAAAGAAGCCACGGAUCUUUGGGGAACCAUGAACGUAAAGGAUAAAUCAAGCAAGCAUGCGGAAUCCAACAAUUACGAAAUUGAAGUUGAAGACAAAGAGGGAAAUGUUUUAUCAAAGGAAAUCUACGAAGAGUUAAAAAAGCAAGGAUUGUUAUAA
Vanderwaltozyma polyspora DSM 70294 is the source of this 1554-nucleotide messenger RNA. RefSeq names its product SF3a splicing factor complex subunit PRP9 (gene PRP9). The transcript has a single exon. NCBI's taxonomy places the organism in Eukaryota, Fungi, Ascomycota, Saccharomycetes, Saccharomycetales, Saccharomycetaceae. Gene Ontology annotation, molecular function: zinc ion binding; RNA binding. The record is from RefSeq and is a predicted model, not a curated record. Bases 1 to 1554 code for a protein of 517 amino acids. Gene Ontology annotation, cellular component: nucleus; spliceosomal complex. Gene Ontology annotation, biological process: mRNA splicing, via spliceosome.